Acaulospora morrowiae is the source of this 164-nucleotide messenger RNA. The record is from the annotation of a GenBank genome assembly. Lineage: Eukaryota; Fungi; Glomeromycota; Glomeromycetes; Diversisporales; Acaulosporaceae.
CCCUAGAAAACAACAGUUCAAGCAAUGACAUGAAUACCACAACACUAAAUUUAACCACAGAUGAACAACUCAACAACACCUUCUCAUGGUCAGACUCAGAAACAUUACAAGAAGAUACCAACCAUACAUAUAUCAAACCACACAAGACACAAGAAAUUAAAUGA